Messenger RNA from Trypanosoma theileri, 375 nucleotides. RefSeq lists its product as uncharacterized. The coding region runs from base 1 to 375 and encodes 124 amino acids. NCBI's taxonomy places the organism in Eukaryota, Euglenozoa, Kinetoplastea, Trypanosomatida, Trypanosomatidae. The transcript has a single exon. The record is from RefSeq and is a predicted model, not a curated record.
AUGCCUGAUUAUACGCAGUUCGUCAAGUACUUUAAUGAGUACCCAAACAUUCCACAAAAUGAGUGCCCUGCGUACAGUCGUCUCGCGGACACCACGUGGCGUUUACUGACCGCUUCUGAUAAAGAGGGUGUUGGGGCAAAAUCAGCUGCGUCGGCAACAGCAGCACCAACACCUGCAUGCCCCUCCAUCGUGAUUGGGCGGCUGCUCGUCUCGACAGAAGACCGCUGGCGUAUUCAAGCGCACAUGCGCCGUGAGGAGGCGAAGGCAGGAGCUGGUCGAAAAGAGUACAACAAGAAAGUGACCCGCGCUACAAAGACCACGAAGGGACCAGAUUCUGGAGAAGGAUUUCCUCCAGGGCGAGGUCGCCCUGUAUGA